AUGACUGAUGUAGUCAAAGAGAUCGAUAUCCCAGUCUCUAGGAUUGAUAUCGCAUUCAUAGUUGAUGAUAUCAAAACCAACGUGAUCAUCAACCUAUCAACAAAGCCAUCAAGAUACAACACUAUCUUCUUUAACAACAACAUCGAUAGUGUAUCCAUCUUCUUCUUCUCUAUUUGUAUGUAUAAGUAUAACUCUGAUUGA
Messenger RNA from Acytostelium subglobosum LB1, 201 nucleotides. RefSeq lists its product as hypothetical. The record is from RefSeq and is a predicted model, not a curated record. Lineage: Eukaryota; Evosea; Eumycetozoa; Acytosteliales; Acytosteliaceae. Bases 1 to 201 code for a protein of 66 amino acids. The transcript has 2 exons.